CCACUAUGGCGCCACCAUCGCCACCUCCAUCUACUUUCCACGCAGGAGACCCGGCUGUCCCCAUACUCACAUCUAGGACCCACUCCGACGGACGUCCGUUAGUAUCAUGGUGCACUCUGCCCAGCGAGAUCCAGCAAGAUAUCCUUGCUCCUCUUGUCAACUUUGAGUGUCCCAUCUCGAUUAUCUCGCAUCCCAGGAUUUCGAAAGACUUGCUUGCGCUCUUCCUUGUAAACAAGCGGAUGUCUUCACAAGCACGCUACCUCUAGCAGAAGCAGAAUCGGUUUUCCCUCAGUCACGGCAUUGCCUCUAACAACAUCCUCUGUGGACUUUCCAGGCCGUAUAUCCACACCAGGGUUCUCAAGCACCCAAAAGCCCGCUUCUGUCAGGAUGUUAUGAAUCUGACGCUUUGGUUCUUUCCCGAAUUCAUAUGCUCCAUGCUUGUGCUUCAGAAUUCGGACUCUUGGGCCCCACUUUUCCGAUACCAAUUCAAUAUGCGGCUCAGACGCGCUCUUGGCCCUAAUACCGCUGUCCUCGAAGCAGAAAGCGCUCGCCGCAUCGCGUGGCAGGCUUCAUUCACCCAGCUCCGCCGUCUCAACAUCCAUUUCGACUUCAGCUUGGCCAAAGACCAACUGGAUCGUCGUCAUGCCGUGAAUAACAUUCAUUUCCUGGGUGCAUGCUGCGACCAGGGACGCGCGGCAUUCAUCCGAAUGCUGGAAUUGAUGGAGACUGCGUUCCCAAACCUUGAGGAGGUCGACGUUCAAGUUUGGCACGUGAUCUGUUCUGGACAUAUGGGACGAUGGUCGAGCAAAACAGGAUUGCAAAAGGCGCAGCAGGGUUGUUAUGGCCGGAGAUGCUCUGAAAAAUGUCCCCAGAUGAUCGGAGAGGUGCUCCAGGCUGCGAUGGUGAGAGGUAGAAAGGUCUGAGUCGAGUAUACGGGGAUAAGACAGUUCGACGAACGAUUUCAUCUAAAUCGAGGUCUUUGUGACGAGGAGUUGGUGGAGGAGACUUAGGAAGAUAAACGCUGAAUAGGUGGAC
This is a messenger RNA of Paraphaeosphaeria sporulosa, 1035 nucleotides long. RefSeq lists its product as uncharacterized. The record is from RefSeq and is a predicted model, not a curated record. Lineage: Eukaryota; Fungi; Ascomycota; Dothideomycetes; Pleosporales; Didymosphaeriaceae. The coding region runs from base 393 to 923 and encodes 176 amino acids. The transcript has 2 exons.